UAUCUAUUUAACGCGAAUCUCUCACUUUAUUUUUCUUGCUGCUUAAAGAAAACAUCUUUGUCAUCAACAAAAAUCCAGAUAAUUUAGCACUAAUUCUUCAAUUUCAAGAAUCGAGAUAAAAACGACGUCGAAUUGGGUGGAAAAUAUGAAUGCCCGGGUUGCGUUUUGUGUGAUUUUCUUGGUAUUUUUCUUUCUUGUUGAUUCCAAGAAGCUUGACCCUUACAAGGUACUUGGGGUUGACAAGAGUGCAAGCCAACGUGAAAUUCAAAAAGCAUUUCACAAGCUUUCUCUCCAGUAUCAUCCUGACAAAAACAAGAAUAAGGGUGCCCAAGAGAAGUUUGCUGAGAUUAAUAAUGCUUAUGAUAUCUUAUCCGAUGAAGAGAAAAGGAAGAAUUAUGAUUUAUAUGGAGAUGAGAAGCCAAAUCCUGGAUUUGGUGGUGGCAGCCCUAAUGACCAAGGUUAUACUUAUUUCACGAGUGGUGGGCCAGGACAGGGUGGUUUUAACUUCCGCCCUGAUGGAUGGCAAAGUAUGGGUGGUCAAGGAGGUUCGAAGUCGUUCUCUUUCUCCUUUGGUGGACCCAGUGGGGGUGGCGGUGGCUUCGGUUUAGAUGAUAUUUUCUCCAACUUCUUUGGUGGUAAUAUGGGGGGUGGGAGCCAUUUUGGUGGGAGUCAGUUUGGCGGGAGCCAGUUUCGUGGUUCCGGUAGUUCGUCAAGACCUGAUUCACGACCUUCUAGGAGCAUUGCUACUGUGAAUUCACAGACAUAUCGAAAAGAAGUAGCUGACAAGGGGAUUACUUGGCUUUUGUUAUCAUCUACUUCCUCACUUCAGGGUAACCAGUAUUAUGAACCAGUUAUAGAGGAGGUUGACAGUUCUUUACAAGGGGCAUUAAAGGUGGGUAAAAUAAACUGUGAUACUGAAGCAUCACUCUGUAAAGAGCUUGGUAUAUUUCCUCGCAGAGCUCCCAGGUUGUUUGUUUAUUCUUAUGCAGCAAGUGGAAGUGGUUCACUAGUAGAAUACAGUGGUGAUUUAGCUGCGAAGAGUUUAAAAAUUUUUUGCCAGGAACAUUUGCCAAGGUUCUCAAAACGUGUCAGUUUGGACCAGUUUAAGUUUCCGUCUGGUGAUGAAAAGUCUUUACCAACAGUGAUGCUUCUUUCCACAAAGAAAGACACACCUGUUAUCUGGCGUGCUCUUAGUGGUUUAUAUCAGAAGAGGUUCCUCCUCUAUGAUGCUCAGGUUCAUGAUACAUCAGAUCCAAUGGUGAAGAAGUUGGGUGUUGACUCACUUCCUGCUUUGGUUGGUUGGACUUCAAACGGGGAGAAGCAUAUCUUAAAAACAGGAAUCUCCGUAAAAGAUUUGAAAUCUGCAGUUAACGAUCUUAGUGGUUUACUUGAUGGUUUCGAGAAAAAAAAUAAAAAGGCUGGUUCAACAAGCAGAAAACAACAGACUGAAUCAGAGGACAAGCAGAUACCCACGCUUAGCGGAUCGAAUUUUGAUUCUGUCUGUGAUGAGAAUAUUCCUGUUUGCAUAAUCGGUGUUUUCAGGUCAUCGAAAGCAAGGACCAAGCUUGAAUCAAUUUUAUUGGAGGUAUCCCACAAAUCACUAUCAAGACGUCAAUAUUCAGCCUCUGGUGGAAAAGAAACUAUUGCGUAUGCUCUACUGGAUGCAACAAAGCAGUCAUCAUUUUUGAACUCAUUUGAUAAAAAUGGAUAUAAAUCAUCUGAUAGUCUCUUGCUGGCCUACAAGCCACGAAGGGAUAAGUUUGCAGCAUUUGUGGGCGAUAUAUCCAUGGAGGAAGUGGAGAAAUUUAUCGGUUCAGUUCUUAACGGUGACGUCCAAUUUUCAAAAACACGGCAGAAACCCAAACUAAAGUAAGCAAGUUAUAGCUAGUUAAAGCGAAGAUCGCAAUCAGUUCACACCCACAUUGUAUAUUGUAGCACAAGAUUACACCAUCAGUUUCUGCAGUUUCUUGUCAUUGCGAGCAUGUAUAGAAUAGCGAGUGGAUUCGCAAAAACAGGGCAAAAUACGAGGGAAUCAUGUAUAUUACGAGUUAAACUCUCCCCCUUUUAGUGAAAUUUUGCAUCACAGAAAAGUAAUGUAGAAGGGUGAAUGUGCCAUGGUGCACACUUUUAGAAGUAUUAUGAUCCAUCUGCCUAAGAGAUACAGAAACGAAGCAUGGCUGCUCAAAUUUUUAACGAAUUUUUGGAGUUUUGAGUUUUGA
Daucus carota subsp. sativus is the source of this 2219-nucleotide messenger RNA. RefSeq names its product dnaJ protein ERDJ3A. The record is from RefSeq and is a predicted model, not a curated record. The transcript is spliced from 7 exons. Bases 146 to 1873 code for a protein of 575 amino acids. Lineage: Eukaryota; Viridiplantae; Streptophyta; Magnoliopsida; Apiales; Apiaceae.